AGCGCCCUCUAGCUGUGUUCUCCUCGGCAUAGACGACCGUGACACAGAUAGAUAUGGCUCUUUUACCGGCUUUCGGGCGUGCUACUGCAGCUAUUUCCAAGAAGGGACAUUUGCACAGUCUGUCAAGGUGGACCGCCUCCUCUCUUGUUGGCCACAAGAGGCGUUACUCUGAGGGGGCAGCGGAGCAGGACCUCGUCGUGAUUGGGUCUGGACCGGGCGGGUAUGUUGCCGCAAUCAAAGCUGCCCAGCUGGGCAUGAAGACGGUAUGCAUCGAGAAGAACCCCACUUUAGGCGGAACCUGUCUCAACGUGGGCUGCAUUCCUUCCAAGGCCCUGCUCAACAACUCCCACUAUUAUCACCUGGCCAAGUCCAAUGACUUCAAGAACAGGGGCAUAGACAUUGGCGACCUCCAGCUGAACCUACCCAAGAUGAUGGAGCAGAAAUCCGGGGCAGUCAAGGCCCUGACCAACGGCAUUGCACACCUUUUCAAACAGAACAAGGUAGCCAGAGUGGAGGGGCAUGGUAAGAUAACCACACCCAAUGAAGUGGCUGUACUGUAUCCAGAUGGAAAGGUCAAAGAGGUCAUCAAGACAAAGAACAUCCUUAUAGCAACGGGGUCAGAGGUCACGCCAUUUCCAGGAAUAGAAAUUGAUGAAAAGACAGUCGUGUCGUCCACCGGUGCGCUGUCGUUAGAGAAAGUUCCAGAACACAUGGUGCUAAUAGGAGCCGGGGUGAUCGGACUGGAGCUGGGUUCUGUGUGGCAGAGGCUAGGGGCUAAAGUCACGGCGGUGGAAUUCCUGGCACACGUAGGCGGCAUGGGUAUCGACAUGGAAAUAUCGAAGAACUUCCAGAGGAUUCUCAAGAAGCAAGGCAUCAGCUUCAUGAUGAGCACCAAGGUGACAGGGGCCACCAAGACGGACGCGGGUAUCUCGGUCGCCGUGGAGUCCGUCUCUGACCCCGGCAAGAAGCAGGAGCUACAGUGCGACACGUUACUGGUCUGCAUCGGCCGACGGCCGUACACACAUAAUUUGGGACUAGAGGAUGUCGGUAUUGAACUGGAUGACAAAGGCAGGGUGCCAGUUAAUGAGAGAUUUGCAAGCAAAGUGCCAAGCGUCUUUGCCAUUGGUGACUGCAUCCACGGACCCAUGCUGGCCCACAAGGCGGAAGAUGAGGGCAUCAUUUGCGUGGAGGGUAUCGCGGGCGGGGCAGUCCACAUCGACUACAACUGCGUGCCCUCGGUCAUCUACACCCACCCGGAGGUGGCCUGGGUGGGGAAAUCGGAGGAGCAGCUGAAGGAGGAGGGCGUGGCCUACAAAGUGGGCAAGUUCCCCUUCGCUGCCAACAGCCGGGCCAAGACCAACUCCGACACUGAUGGACUCGUCAAGAUUCUGAGCGAUGCCACCACGGACAGAAUGCUGGGGGCCCACAUCAUGGGACCCAACGCCGGGGAACUGAUUAACGAAGCGGCGUUAGCAAUGGAGUACGGCGCGUCCUGUGAAGACGUAGCGAGAGUGUGCCACGCUCACCCGACGGUGUCCGAAGCUUUCCGCGAGGCCAACAUGUCGGCGUACAUCGGCAAAGCGAUCAACUUUUAAAUUGCUGUAAAUACCCUCACAAAAUAGUUCUAACAAUCACUAAGUAUUUUCAGUUCAUGACUGCCCUGGGUUUGGGCACAGAGUGUAUUAUUGAAUUUAUUAUUGAGUCUGUCUCUAGCUCGUCUUGCAGCAUCUUCAGAAAUAAUUGAUUGUUACUCCGUUUAACUGUCUAAAACUUGUUUGACCUCCUACCCCUCAACAGUAAAAUUGAGUUUACUUUCCGUUCCUUUAAACUUUCAUACACGACAUUAUUCUAGUCUUUUCCUGUGUGGUGCUUUGUUAAUGGGCAUUGCAAGUGUUGCGUUUUCUUGGACAGUUAAAAAUGAACACCGUCAAGAAGGUAGCAUUACCGCACGAUAGGUCUCGUCAGGGAAUUUGGCCAGAUACCUGAAAUGAUCGUUUGAAAUAUUACUUUCUUCAUUUGAAUUUGGCCCCUUUCUCCCGAUAAAGUCUUCAAGGUUAGUAGUCUGCUUAUUGCAUUUUAUCAUAAUUUUUUUAAUGUUCUGAAAGAUGUAUCCGAUGAUUAUUUAUUUUAUCCAUCAUGCCUCUAUGAUUUCUACAUUGUUUACAAGAGCACUUCUUGCAUACCAUAAACUUGGAAAUUGUUCAUCCGGUGUGAAUACCAGCAACAAAAUAUACAGAACAGCAUCCCCAAUAAAACAAGUUUUCAAAACUGA
Acanthaster planci (crown-of-thorns starfish) is the source of this 2272-nucleotide messenger RNA. RefSeq names its product dihydrolipoamide dehydrogenase (gene dld). NCBI's taxonomy places the organism in Eukaryota, Metazoa, Echinodermata, Asteroidea, Valvatida, Acanthasteridae. The record is from RefSeq and is a predicted model, not a curated record. Gene Ontology annotation, molecular function: flavin adenine dinucleotide binding; dihydrolipoyl dehydrogenase (NADH) activity. Gene Ontology annotation, cellular component: mitochondrion; oxoglutarate dehydrogenase complex. Gene Ontology annotation, biological process: pyruvate metabolic process; 2-oxoglutarate metabolic process.